Molecule: messenger RNA, 2367 nt
Organism: Mastomys coucha (southern multimammate mouse)
Lineage: Eukaryota; Metazoa; Chordata; Mammalia; Rodentia; Muridae
Gene: Sft2d3
Product: SFT2 domain containing 3
Exons: 1
Coding region: 316-969 (217 amino acids)
Biological process (GO): vesicle-mediated transport
Cellular component (GO): membrane
Source: RefSeq, a predicted model, not a curated record
UUUAGCAACGUUAGGCACCCGGCAGUCAGUCGAUAUUUGUAUGUCAGUAGAUGUCCCUGUGGAUCCUUUUAUUGCUACAGCCACUCCCGUGCCUUUUAAUGCUGACAGAACUUACUCAGUGACUAAAACACAAAAAUCAGGAUCUGGUAGACUACACAACACAGCUGUACAGCCUAUUCCAGGACCUCCGCCAAGCCCUGGGUCCCGCCCUUCCGCCGAGGCCGACCAACCGCCACCUGAGGAUCUAGCCAUUUCCGGAGGCGGGUGCCAAAUCCCGGAAGUGUCAGCCCCGUUCCUAACGCCACUCGGUCCGAGAUGGCGGAUCUCCACCGCCAGCUGCAGGACUACCUGUCGCAGGGUAAAGCGAGCAGGCCGGCAGCCGCAGAGCCGCUGCUCGGCGCCAGGGCAGCAGAGGAGCCUGAAGCCGGGGACAGAGCUGCCGGGGCGUGGCUAGGCAGCACGGCUUUGCGAUGGCCGUGGCCUCGGAGCCCCGCCGAGCCGCCGCCCGCUGGCUCGCCGUGCAUCCCAAGCGUGACGCGAGGGCAACGCCUGGUGGCGGGCGGCCUGUGUCUGCUGCUGGCCGCGCUCUGCUUCGGCCUGGCGGCGCUCUACGCGCCGGUGUUGCUGCUGCGCGCGCGCAAGUUCGCGCUGCUCUGGUCGCUGGGCUCCGUGCUGGCGUGGGCGGGCGCGGCGCUGCUGCGGGGCGGCCCGGCGUGCGGACGUCUGCUGCGCGGCGAGGAGACGCCUUCGCGGAGCGCGCUGGGCUACGCCGCCGCCCUGGGCGCCACGCUCUACGCCGCGCUGGUCCUGCGCAGUACGUUGCUGACGGCGCUCGGCGCUUGCGCACAGGUGGCCGCGCUGCUCCACGCCUUGCUAGGACUCCUGCCCUGGGGCGGCCUGACGGCGCUGCGCCUGGCGCUUGGUCGCCUGAAUCGCGGGACCGGCCUGGCCAACGCGCUCCCGGUGUGACCAGCCAGGCUAGGGACACCAUGGUACCCGGGCGAACAAGGAUAAGUCACCAGCUGGACUGCGCGGCGGAGUCCGUGCGCUUGAAGCAGCUGUCAAGAACUGAUGGCACCUGGUGGUUCAAGAUCCUUUGGCUUUAGUGUUCUGCGGUUCUGGAUCGCGUGGGCCAAGAAAAUACCUGACUUAACGGUGCUCUGGAGAUCACAGUCAUGAACUGCUUUCGCACUAAACUGGCUUUACACGGACGCCAGUUUUAGCGAGGAAAAAAGAGACACGAAUAGCUUCCUGACUUAGCUGCUUUUGGAAGAACUACAUUCUACCUUUUGUCAUUUAAAGAAAUGCGGGGGUGGGGUGUUUGGUAGAGCAGGAGGCCUCAGUUCUACUACAGCUUUUCAAACUCUCCUUAUUCCUAUUCACUGUAAAGCAAUCCAGAUUAUCAGAUUAAACAGUAAAUUUAACCACUGGAUUUAAAAGUGAUUAGUUAAUACAUUCUACCUCAGGGUUUUUCUUCAGUUAAGAAUAGGGUGCUUUAUAAUAUUUAACUGUAAAUAUUUACUUGUCAAAGCAAUAUUCUGGACCAAAAAGCCAUAUAUCCACUAUGAGUGGCAAAAUUUGCAAAGGUUUCUGCAAAAGGAAUCCUGGGAUGCAGGGCAUUUUUAUAAUCUGCAGUUACCAUAGUUGUCAUAAACAAUAGGUUUGCCAAGUUCUCAUGAUUCCUAACAUUGCUGCUUGCUAAAAAGUCCUACACAGUUUGACACUAAUGUUGUAUAAAAUGCUUUUCAUAGUAAUUGAUUUCCUUCUAGGUUCAGCAGGUAGUUGUUUUUGUGGUGCUGGAGUGAAUCAGCACUUAAAUCUAUUUAAUUCACAUAAUUUUAUUGCCAAAAACUUGUUUCAGUAUUGAGUCUUGAUGCACUAGAAAGUAAAGGGUAUUCAGCUUAAAAUGUCACACCAGUGGUUCUCACACUAAACUGGCACAUCAAAAGUACCUGAGAAGCCACAUCCCAUCAGUUCACUUAUAAUACUGAUGGAUGGGUCCAGACGGCUUUAUCUAUAAUAAUAUAUAAGACAUACAUGUUCAGCUGAGGUUAAAGCCCUAUCUGUGCAGUGGCUUGUACAAUGUGAAAGUAAUGGUUUUCCAGGCUGCUCCAAUGUUGCCUUAACAGGUUAGGGCAAACAGUCCCCCAUGAUGUGAUCCUAUACUGGCCAAUAUCUCGACUUCACAGGUUUCCAAGACAACUAGCCUCUGUAGCCCCGAGUAAUCCUUUUGCCAUGGUCUCCAGGCAGUAGAUAGAGCUACUCACCUCUCUCAGGAAAGGAAAUGCUAUUUUCAAGUAGUGAUGUGCAUCUUUUUAUGUUACUAUGUUCAAGAUAUUAAAAUUGUUUCCAACAUUGUCUCAAGAA